UAUCGAAGUUGUGGCUACGAGCGGGGCGCGAGAACUUUAGAACAGAGGGUGGAAAGAAUUCAAUAUUAACCGGGAAAGUUGAGCAUGCCGCUUUCGGUAUUCAUGGAGGUUGAAACUUCGCUAAAACUCGGGAAGUGACUUGCGGCAACGCUCUGUAAUCAUCAUUUGGUGGGGGUCAUUCCACUCUGUCGCUAGUGGGAAAAAGAAGCUACCUCUAAUUCAGACCUCCUCGUCAUUGUUGGUGCUUGGCGCUCUGUGCUUCCGGCAUUCAUGGAGGGCUUGCAGAAUGCUCUAAACGACCGUGGGUUAACGGUUACUAUUCUGCCGGAGAAGGGCCGGAGCCUCUUCACCACCAGGAAUUUUCAUCCGGGAGAAGAAAUAAUUAGCCAAGAACCUUAUGUUUGCGUCCCCAACAACUCGACAGUUGAGUCCAGAUGUGACCGAUGUUUCGCAUCAAUAAACCUUAAGAAAUGCUCAGCUUGCAAAGUUGCAUGGUAUUGCAGUAGUAUGUGCCAGAAGUCGGAGUGGAAGUUGCAUCGUCUUGAAUGUGAUGCUCUUGCAAGGCUCGACAAGGAUAGGCAUAAAUCUGUUACUCCAUCUAUAAGGUUGAUUAUCAAACUCUUCAUUCGAAGAAAACUGCAAAGUGAAAAGGUCAUACCUACGACCGCAACAGACAAUUAUAAAUUGGUGGAGGCACUAAUAGAUCACAUGUCUGGCAUAGAUGAAAAACAAUUGGUGUUGUAUGCUCAGAUGGGAACUCUUGUGAAUUUUAUCCUGCAGUGGCCAGAAAUGAACGUAAAAGAAAUAGCACGACACUUCUCCAAGCUUGCAUGUAAUGCACAUACCAUAUGUGACAGUGAACUUAGACCCUUGGGUACUGGACUAUAUCCUGUAAUCUCCAUUAUAAACCAUAGCUGCUUGGCCAAUGCUGUUUUGGUAUUCGAGGGAAGAUCUGCUGUGGUCCGUGCAGUGCAACAUAUACCCGCAGGUGCUGAGGUGUCGAUCAGUUACAUCGAAACUGCUGGAAGCACUAUGACUCGGCAGAAAGCUCUUAAAGAAAACUACUUAUUCACUUGCACAUGCUCUCGAUGCGUUAAAGAUCAAGAAGAUGAAAUCAAAGAAAGUGCAAUUUUGGAAGGAUACAGGUGCAAAAAUGACCAAUGUGAUGGUUUCCUGCUUCGUAAUUCUGAUGACACUGGAUUCACAUGCCAACAAUGUGGGCUUGUUCGAAAUAAGGAAGAGAUAAAAAAUAUUGCUAGUCAAAUAAAAUCAAUAUCAGAUGAAGCUUCUACUUCUAUGUUUCACCAAAAUUGUGGAGAAGCUUUAUUUAUGUAUGAAAAACUUGAGGAACUCCAAAAAAUAUUAUGCCAUCCUUGUUCCAUUAGUUUGAUGCAAACUCGAGAAAAGCUUCUCAAGAUUUCGAUGGAGCUAGAGAAUUGGACAAAAGCUCUACUAUACUGUAAACUGACAAUUUCAGUUUAUCAAAAACUAUACCCUGGGAUCCAUCCAUUGCUUGGCUUGCAGUUCUAUACUUGUGGGAAAUUGGAAUGGCUACUUGGGUAUACAGAGGAUGCUGUAAAAUCGUAUACCAAGGCAUUCGAUAUACUGCGAAUUACUCAUGGAACUAAUUCAAGUUUCAUGAAGGACCUGCUGCUAAAGUUGGAAGAAGCUCGUGCUGAAGCUUCUUAUAAACACUCGUCUAUGGAGGACGAGUAGACCCGCCAUUACUUUUAAGGGGUGAACACUUCUCGAAAUACCUUCUGGUUUCGGGUUUGAGAUUUGCAGAGAAAGAUUUGGACUCGGCAGAACUAACUUUUUGUAUACAGACAGAAAUAACGCUGUUCUUUUGUUGUUAUUUUAUUUAUAAAUAGAUUUCAUUUUCAUGUUUUGCCAAAUGUAAGUUCAUCACGAUCGACUAUUACAAUGCAAAAGUUGAAAGGAACCGUCCUCACUUUUAGAACAGAGAUGAUGUUGAGGAUUGUUGGAA
Cucurbita pepo subsp. pepo (vegetable marrow) is the source of this 1987-nucleotide messenger RNA. RefSeq names its product SET domain group 37 (gene SDG37). The record is from RefSeq and is a predicted model, not a curated record. Gene Ontology annotation, molecular function: protein binding. Lineage: Eukaryota; Viridiplantae; Streptophyta; Magnoliopsida; Cucurbitales; Cucurbitaceae. Gene Ontology annotation, cellular component: nucleus.